Messenger RNA from Helicoverpa zea (corn earworm), 2643 nucleotides. RefSeq names its product DNA polymerase eta (gene DNApol-eta). Gene Ontology annotation, biological process: error-prone translesion synthesis; response to radiation. The record is from RefSeq and is a predicted model, not a curated record. Lineage: Eukaryota; Metazoa; Arthropoda; Insecta; Lepidoptera; Noctuidae. The transcript is spliced from 9 exons. Bases 156 to 2585 code for a protein of 809 amino acids. Gene Ontology annotation, cellular component: site of double-strand break; replication fork; nucleus. Gene Ontology annotation, molecular function: DNA-directed DNA polymerase activity; damaged DNA binding.
CAAGCAAGUAAAUGUUUGCAUUAUUUUGGCGCGAUGUACUCCUUAACUUUCAGAAUGAUCGAUUUUUGCAAAAAUGACCUAAAGAUAUUAUACCCAAGUUAAUCAUAAGUUUAUUUUUUUACAAAUAUAAAUCCGAACUAUACGACUAAAUCAAUAUGGAGCAAGAGAAUCGUGUUGUAGUGCUCAUAGAUAUGGACUGUUUUUACUGCCAAGUGGAAGAAAAACUGAAUCCUGAGUUAGCUGGGAAACCUAUCGCUGUAGUGCAAUAUAAUCCUUGGAAAGGCGGCGGGAUCAUUGCUGUUAACUACGUUGCAAGAGACCGGGGCGUUACGCGCCAUAUGAGAGGUGACGAGGCGAAGGCUAAGUGUCCGGACAUAGAGCUGCCUUCAGUACCUUGUUUUAGAGGAAAAGCUGACAUUUCCAAAUAUAGAGAGGCAGGCAAAGAAGUAGCAAGAGUGCUGCAGAAGUUCACCCCACUGCUGGAGAGAGCUUCUAUAGAUGAAGCUUAUUUGGAUAUCACUGCACCUGUGCAAGAAAGAAUGAAAACUCUCAAUGUAAACACGGUUCACACAGGCAUGAUACCCAACACCUUUGCCUUAGGGUACGAGUGUGUUGAAGAGUUCCUGGCUGACGUUCACUCAUGUGGCACUGAGAAUAUUGAGUUUGAUUAUGAACAUGCAAAGAGGUUGCUUGUAGGCGCUGUGAUAGUCAGCGAGAUCAGAGCUGCUGUUUAUGAAGAAACUGGUUACAGGUGUUCAGCUGGCAUAGCUCACAACAAAAUUCUAGCUAAACUAGUGUGUGGCAUGAACAAGCCCAACAAGCAGACUGUAUUACCAAAGCAUUCUGUUAAUAUUCUUUACAGCACACUACCAUUGAAAAAAGUGAAACACCUUGGUGGAAAAUUUGGGUACACAGUUUGUGAAAUGUUAGGAAUCCAGAAAAUGGGUGAGCUACAAAAGUUUACUGAAAAAGACCUACAAUCAAGAUUUGAUGAAAAAAAUGGAACAUGGCUCUACAACAUCGCACGUGGAAUAGACCUGGAACCAGUACAAGCAAGAUUUAACCCCAAGAGCAUUGGGUGUUGCAAGCAGUUCCGUGGCAAGGCUGCUCUCCUUACCCUAGACAGCUUACAGAAGUGGCUUAAAGACCUGGGUGAUGAAAUAGAUGACAGACUGGAGAAGGAUGCAUUGGAAAACAACAGAACACCAAAACAAAUGGUGGUUAGUUUCUCCAUUCAGAUGCCAAAAGGCAAGGAUACCAGCAGUUCUAGAUCAUACAAUUUUACUCCUGAUGAUGAUCUAUGUUCAGAGUUAUUUUCAAGCAAAGCUUUAGAACUUAUUCUGGAGAGUUCUGAAGGUAUCAAAGUACAGGAAUGUGAUGGUAACAGAAGAUUGAAAUCGCCAAUCAAAUUCCUAGGCAUAAGUGUUGGUAAGUUUGAAGAUAAUACAGAAGCGAAGAAAACUAAGAAAAUAUUAGAUUAUUUUUGUGCUGGAUCAUCUAAAGAUAUGUCAGUUUCUGAUAAGCCUAAAGAUAGUAUUCAGACCACAAUAAGAAAGCAAGAAAACACUAUCACUGAACAGCCCCUUGCAAAUAAUAAAACUGAUAUAAAGAAUAAUGGCAAACAAUACAUUAUGCAGAAGUUUUUACAAGUAUGUGAUAAAUCGCAAAUGAACCAAACUCAACCAGAACAAGCUAAACAGAAUAACAAUACAACCACUAAUACUAAUGAAACAGUUUAUGAAUCUAGUUUAGAUAAGCAAGAGUCAUUUUUUGCAAAGAUAUUGCAAAACAGCAAGGAUCCCAUGAGCAGAAUAAAGCAAUCAGAUGUGGACAUUCAAAAAGUGCGGCCGACGACGCCCGUCUGUGACGUGAUCGCGUGUGGGGAAGAUAGCAAUGAGACAUAUUGUUCAGGUUCAACCAUAGAAAACGAAAUAAACAAUAGUGUGGCGUUGUUUGAAGACGAUUCUAAAGACGUCGUCCGUCUUACAAAUAUCAGAGAGUUACUAAGCAGCUCUAGAAAAAUGCAUGAAGCUGGCUCUGAUAAUUCAGAACCUGAUCGAAAUGCCAGUGAAAUAGUACGUUCCUCCCCACAGAAGAAUGAUAGACCGCAUGUUGGUAUUGUCGAUUGUCCUGAGUGUGGGAAAACAAUAUCAAUUGAUAUGGUCGCGGAACAUUCCGAUUACCACCUCGCCUUGAAGCUAAGAGAUGAGGAAAGACAAGAAGUUCGAAAUGAAAUAAAGGUAAAGAAAAAUGAAAUGAAAGUUAAACAAAAUGACGAAAACAAAAAGAAAAAGCAACCUGAGGUACAAAACAAAAAUGAAUGCAUGUCAUCAAUUGCCAGCUUUUUAGUAAAAAUCGACGAUAAUAUCCCCACGGAGAACUGCUCAGAAUGUGGUAAAAAAGUUCCACUUGAAAGAUUUGGAGAACAUUUAGAUUUCCAUGAAGCACAAAAGCUAAGCAGAGAACUGAAUAAGAAAACAAGUCCUGUGUUCUCUGGGAACAGUGUAAAACGAAAGCGAAAGUCUACUUCACCAGUGAAGAAGAGUAAAAAGCCCUGUAGACCUAUUGAAUCUUUCUUUAGAUAAUUUUAUAAUCAAUGUAUAAAUGUAAAUAUGUAAUGGAUUAAAGGAAAUGAAACACAGA